UGUUGACGUGGCAGCGUGACAGCCUGGGCUUUCCGCUCAUUUGGCGCUUUUAUAGCUACUAUAAUGAGGCUCGAUAUGGCAAUUGAGAGACUGUGAGGCAUCGCCUAUGUGGGUGGUGGUGGUUAGACUCAGCCUGGCCUCCUCCAUUUUCCGAAAAAGUUCAAUAUCAUUUCUUCCCUCCAUUAUCUUUUCUGCUCAAUUAUUCAAGAGGAAUUGGGAACCCCAUUACGACAAGUGUAAAGUUGUGGUCAAUCAAUGAUAUCAACCUCCUCCUCGUUGUCCUUUCCUUCUGCUGUGUUAGUGCUACAUCGGCCUUUUGAUCUCUGCGUUCCUGAUUCAAACAAUUGAGUACUUCAGCUGCCAUCUGUACAAGACCUCACCGUGUCUUCCUACCCCUUUUCAAGAUAUCACCAUGGCAAGUAUUCCUGUCAGGCCCAAGGCUCACAAGCUCAUCAUAGCCGUUGAUUUUGGUAAGUUAGAAAGCAGAAUUCAGUCCUAAUCUCUCGGAUAAAACUCCUGACGGAAUCAGGAACAACAUUCUCAUCUAUUGCAUAUGUAUAUACAUCAGAUGUGAGCUCAAUCCUAACGCUUAUGGAUAACCUGUCGAGUUACUGACAAGCUCCGAGCCCAACGAACAAAAAGUCGUCAAGUCAUGGCCCGAUUCGAGCCAAAGCACCGAGUUUGUGCCUAGGUGAGCCUUUUCUUUUCCACUUGCGUACAUACUCCCAAGAAUUUCUAACAACUUUCACGCUUGCAGUACCAUCAGGUACAACGAAUACGAUCCCGAGACAACUCCUCCCAAAUGGGGAUAUCAACUAGAGGACGAUGAGCUUAAACACGAGUGGUUCAAGUUAGGUUUGUAUCCUGCACUUGCAAAAACAGCCUUAGCCGAAAAUUACCCCAGUCACACUGCAUUUCCACCAGUAUACGGAAAGGAGUGCGAAAAGAUGGUCACCGAUUAUCUGAGAAGCUUGAAAAAGCAUGCGGAGAAAUACAUUGCUGAGAAGCUUGACGAAGUAUUCCUGAAGGGUAAAAAACCCGAGUAUAUAGUCACUGUACCUGCAGUCUGGUCGGAUCAGGCACAGGCUACAACACGGCGCUGUGCUGAGAAUGCUGGGAUGGGCAGUAGAAAUGACAUGCAGAUCAUUACUGAGCCUGAGGCAGCUGGUAUCUAUGCCCUAAAAAACAUGAAGUUGGGGUUAAAUGUGCAUGACACGUUUGUACUUUGUGAUGCAGGUGGAGGGUAUGUACUCUCUGCUUCCUGCUUAAUAUUGUGCAGUACUUACUCGAAAAAACUUCCAGUACUGUCGAUCUCAUCUCCUAUACUGUGGCAGAGGUAGGAGAGCGACCUUUGAUUUACGAAUCUGCCCCCGGCUCUGGAAGCCUUUGCGGUUCAACUUUUCUCAAUCGAAUAUUUGAUCAUUUUCUCCGCCGAAAGUUCGCUAACUACCCCAAAUGGGACGAGGACUACCACAAAGAAGCAAUGCACCGUUUCGAGAUAAAGAUCAAGAGAGAGUUUAACGGAGAUCUCAAUAAGUCAUUUUUCAUACCGGCUCGUGGGCUUUCCAACAAUCUCCUCCUGGGUAUCCAAUCCGGCAAAGUGGAGUUUACCGGCAGAGACUUGGCUGAGGUUUUUGAGCCGGUGAUGAAAGAAAUUGUUGCACUUGUUGCAGCUCAGAUUCAUGCCACUGACAAGCCAGUGAAAGCCAUACUUUUAGCUGGUGGAUUUGGAUCAAGCAAUUAUUUGAAAAAAAGAAUCGAGAAGAGAGUUGGUGGCAUCAAAGUCGUUCAAAUUGAGGAUGGGUAAGUCUUUUCCGGAAUUUCCAUGCAGGUUGAAGGGUUAUUAAUGGAUCUUUUUCCAAAGUGAUACAGCAAUUGUCAGAGGUGCCCUUAUACGUGGGCUAGUUGAGAAGUCGCCUGGCCUUGCAUCGGUAAGAAUCGAUGGACGUGUGGCGCGAAGAUAUUACGGAGCUCUCGCCGGGGUGCCAUUCGAUCCCAAACGACACGAUAGUUGGAGAAAGUGAGUUAUAAGCAGUUUUUCACUUCAUAAAUCGAUUUCUACUUACCAAUCUAUAAGGGAGCGAGACGGGCUUUUUGGCGGCGAUCGUGUGCAAGAAAUGAAUUGGUUCGUAAAGAAGGUUAGUUGUACUCCUUUGAACUGAGGCGAUUCAAGUAACGAAAAGCUACAGGGUGCCCUGAUACGUGGAAACGACAGGCCUUCAUUCGGUUUCUACUGGAGUGAAGAGGUAUUCCCGGGCUACCCUCCCACGAUUGAAUUGACGUUGUACAAAUGUGACGAUUCAAAAAACGAAGGAGCCCCAUUGUACGCGGACGGAAAAGGUCUGUUGUUCUUUAUCCAUUUUCUCAUGGAUCUUGUCGUAGAACGAUUGAAUGCUAAUAACUUGAGUCGUCAUGUAUAGAGGUCCAAAGAUUUGUUAAGCUUAAAGCAGAUGUGAGAUCUAUGAUGAAAGAAUUUAAGCAAGAACUUGGAGAUAAUGGCAAGAUGUACUACAAACUGGAUUUUGAUCUCGAGAUAGAGUAUCAGUCAGGUAGUCUGAAGUUCUCAAUCUUGUAUAAUGGGAAGAGAUAUGAUACUGCCACAGCAGAGUUUGAGUAGAUAUCAGGCGAUAUCCGUUCCAAUACUAAUAAUCACGGAAUCAAUUUACUACUUUGUUGAUCGUUUCUAUAUGAUAAUCACUCAUUCAAGAACCUUAG
Molecule: messenger RNA, 2715 nt
Organism: Hymenoscyphus albidus
Lineage: Eukaryota; Fungi; Ascomycota; Leotiomycetes; Helotiales; Helotiaceae
Source: the annotation of a GenBank genome assembly